GCAAACGCAGUCCUUUUGCCUUCAUGAGGUUACGCAGUACCUCACGACUUUGCUUCUAACUCUAUAGUCUUGUUCUUGAUGAAGAUACCAAAAACAAACCUAUUUUUCAUUUCAUGUUAACACCACAGAGCCAGUACACUAUUUUAGACGCCGUGUACUUUGUUUAAAAGCCUUGGGUUAUGCGAGCAGGAUCUCACAUGAUAGCUACUUAUGACUUGCAGAUCAUAAAAGAAUUUUUUGAACUCUUUUGCCUCUUUUCAAACAAAGUGCUUUUGCUGCAUGGACUAACAUCCGCCCCAAUGCUAUUUUCCCUAUCUUCAUUUUAUUACAUCUUGAUAUGCUUGUCACAGGCAUAUCAUAAUACCUGCCAAUAGGUGCAAAACAGAGCAAGAAAUGGAUUUCUGGUACAAAGUUUGCUGUUGCUGUUGCCACAGAGAAGAAGAACUGGAGAAGAAUCCACUGGUCGUUGGGGACACACUAGAGUAUUUCAACAAGCUGCAGAAACGUCGGCAAUCGGAGGCAGCAAACCUGUGGAAUGAGCCUGUGGACAGGACCCACAUGGAACGGGACGAUGACCAUGAGUUGCACAAGUUGCUGAAGAAGAGGUCAAAAAUGCGCCGAGGAUCCGAGGGCUACCGACGGCUGAGUUUUGACAUCAUCGCCCAUCGACAAAUCCGUAGGAAGAUGAACGACCGAUGGAGGCAAAUCCUGGAGGUUUUAGGAUUCAAAGAUGAAGCUGAUGGACUUCUCACGGUCACAUCCAGCACCACCUACGAAUCCCUUCACAAUCCUCAAGAGGCCCGCAGGCUCCACAAUGCACUGGCUCAGCAGACAAGCAUUUUUGGCCAUCACCGUGGUGGUCCCCCAGAGAGAUACCUUUUUGUACUUGACAGGCUUCUUCUCCUCGACGUAGGAGAGGACUUCUUCUCAGCAGCUCGACACUUUUAUCCUCUGGAGGAAGCAGAAGAAGGCAACACAUCUUCCAGUGAUGGAGGUCCUUCUACUCCGGGUCCCAUCUUAGUCAAGUUGGACAGUGAAGCUUCAGAAGAGGCUGAGGUGGAAGAAGAGGAGGAGGGGGUGAUGGAGGAAGAAGAGGAAGAGGAGGAGGAGGAAGAGGAGGAGGAGGAGGAACCAGAUGUGGAAUAAACUGAAGAAAAGGAUGAACCAUAAAGAUGGAGAACAAUGAGGAAAGUACCAUGGAGGAAAACCAACUCAAUCUUUGGAUGGAAGAGCAAAUGCAGUUGACAUAUUUAGAGCUACAAUAAGCUACAAGUUGACUCUGGUGUUAGUGCCAUAAUUAUGGAAAUAUGGGUGUACUGGAAAAUUUCCUUGACUCACAAUUCCCUGUUCCACAUCCCUGAUUUCUAUGUAUUCAUUUACUUCUUGUUAAAUUCAAUUUUUUUUACCUCUUGGUGCACAAUUUAGAUUCCAUUCCUUAAUAAGAAUACACUGAUUUUCUAAUUGCCAGAAGUCUGGAUGUGUUCUGAAACUUUGUUGCACAGCAGAAUGUGUUAUUUCUGUUCAGGACUGAGCACUCCAGAGUCCUCCGCUUUCUAGUCCUUUAGUUUAGGAGACGAAGAUAGGUCUGAAAACAAACAAGCUACCUUAGGAAAGCAAGGUCAGCUUUCUGUCUUCCUCUUUGUGCCUGUUCAUGUUUUGUCCUUCCUGGCCACCUGUUCUCCUGUCAUUGCUGCUGUCUCGCAAUAUCUCUUGUGCACAAACUGUCCCUGUCAUACAAGCCAGCCAAGCCUGGAUGACAUUCCUGCUCUGCCCCACCACUAAUCCUUCUGGCUCCUGUUCCUAAAUAGCAAAGCCUCCGGUUGCUUGGAACAAAAGGCCCUGAUGAGGAUAUUCUUCCCUCUGUUUCUCCCUUUCUUCCUCUCCUUAAGAGACUUUUUGUACCCCAGAGGUCAAGCAUUAGCCAAGAACUUGGCAAGAAAGAGAGGAAGCCACCCUGCCCCCUUACUGUCCUCAUCCUCUCUAGCAACCGAGAAGAACCGUUAAGCAAUUAACAGCCUUUCAAGACAUUCACCCAACUUGCCCUGUGUUGACAUUUUCCUUCCUUAUCAAGGUACCUGUGGUUUUGCACUCUCCCAAGGAUCCCAAACCUCUUGCAAGGGGUGGUUUGCAAGAGGGCCCAAUGUGAACUGUGAUCCUGAUCUCACCACAGCCAGAAUCAGCCUUCCAUGAGGCCUGGUGGAGCACACAGCUGAUUCUGAAUACCAUGAAAAGCCAGAAAAUGUUUAAUAUGUUGUUAUUUUGUUACUACCACUUAUGAUGAUUCCUGUCUCAUGUUCCAGAAUAACUGUAAUGGCCUAGGAUACCAUGUGCUUUGAUUUUGGGGAGUGUAUGACGAAGAGUUGGACACGACUAAACGAUGACAACAAAUGACAUUAGCUCCUCUAGCUCAGGUGGCCAAAUAUCUUAGGGUGGCUAUGCAUUUGGGGAACGUUGUGUGAGGAGGUGCAUUCCACAGUGGAUUGGGCUGAUUCACCAGGUCCAUCUGUAUUUCUUAUCAAUUGGACAUUUUCCCCACCAAACACUGCUCAGUUAUAUUCAUUUCUACUCCAGAGAAGACGCCAGUAUAACAGCUGCCAGGGUUGCAAAGCAAAGCAUAGUUCUAUAUAGCAGCUUCCCAGCCUUGAAUAAGUUCUUAUUUCUAAUCAGUGAUGAGAGAUAACAGUGGAAGACGAUUGAAGGAGAAUAUCCAGAGUUUAGGGAUCUGGGAGUUAAGAGAAAGCCCCUGUAGGAAUUUAAGGAAAAAUAGAAUGAGUGGUUGCCAUCUGAAUCUAAGGAGAUCCUUGCAUACAUGUAAUCCCCAUACUAUGCUUUUAUCAUGGGUUCCAAACUGUUGCAGAAGGCUCCUCUUUGUUUUGUGCAUUUGCUUUAGAGUAGCCUAUGCUAUUUCUUGUUAUGUGCUGUUAAGUCACGUCUAGUGUAUGGUGACCCCAACAGAGUC
Pogona vitticeps (central bearded dragon) is the source of this 2959-nucleotide messenger RNA. RefSeq names its product melanoregulin. Lineage: Eukaryota; Metazoa; Chordata; Lepidosauria; Squamata; Agamidae. Gene Ontology annotation, biological process: melanosome transport. Gene Ontology annotation, cellular component: melanosome. The record is from RefSeq and is a predicted model, not a curated record.